AUGUCUUCGGGUUUCGUUUUCUCAAAAAUUUAUGGGAAAUUAUGGGGCAUCUUAUUCGCAUCUCUUUCGUCAUUCGUUGGAUAUCUAAUUGGUUCCUCUAUAUGCUUUAUAAUAUCCAAAUACUUGCUUUAUAAUGGUGUAAAACGUAUUUUUUGUUCAAAUAAAUAUUAUAACUCAAUCAAUCGCACUGCUGAUAAUAUGGGUUUACGAGUAGUUGCAAUGCUUAGGAUAUCACCACUUUUGCCACAUGCAAUGAUCAGUUACAUACUUGGAACCACUGAUGUAACAUUUUUCUGCUUUUCUGUCGGUAAUUUCGCUGCCUAUCCCGGUAUAUUUGUACUUUCCUAUAUUGGGUCCAUUUUGGGCUAUGUAGUGACUGAUAUGUCUUUCUUUUUAAAUGCUGAAAGCGUAAUUCUAACUAUAUUGGGGAUCUCAUUGUCUGCAGCCGGUAUCAUCUACACCUACAAUCUGGUCAAGAAUAAUAUACAAGUCUAG
Molecule: messenger RNA, 495 nt
Organism: Babesia microti strain RI
Lineage: Eukaryota; Apicomplexa; Aconoidasida; Piroplasmida; Babesiidae
Product: TVP38/TMEM64 family membrane protein slr0305
Exons: 5
Coding region: 1-495 (164 amino acids)
Cellular component (GO): membrane
Source: RefSeq, a predicted model, not a curated record